AUGCUCGCCCACGGCGCUGUUGCUGUGGCGGUCCUUGCUGCCGCUGCAUCUGCUGCACCAGCAAACAACACGACAGUUGCUACACCUACAGCAGGUGGAAAUGCCUGCGCGACAAUCAGUCAAUACCUCGAGGCUACUACAACAUUACUUCCUGCUACCCUUGGUCUCGAUUGUCUGCAAUCUGUGCCAGUUGAUACCGACGGCGACUUGCAAUUGGUCAAGGAGAUUCGGAACAUUAUGCAGUGGAAAUCUACCUUGGCGUACCUGAAAGAUCCUCCUCAGGGCUACGCCAGGCCGUCCGUCGAUCUCCUCGGUGGCCUCGAUGACAUUGCGAACAAGCUAUCCAAGGGUGGCUACACCAAUGAGUAUGCCGUGCAAAUUGAUAUUAGCAAUUUGCUGAAGAAAGCUUAUGACGGGCACACAGCCUACAUCUCUGAUAUGUCCAGUGUCUUUGCAUUUGGGAAGGUUGACGAACACAAUAUCCCUGUCGAACUUGUUUCACUCUCUUCAGACGGAAAAUCCCUUCCAAAGGUCUACGUAUUCAAUGACAUCGCAAAAGCUCGAACACAGUCAAACUUUACGCCAUCUGCCAUCACAACAGUCAACAAUCAAUCCGUCGUGGACUAUCUUAACUGGCUCGCGAUUGGGAAUUCUCAGAGCCCCGACCUUGACGUGGGCUAUCAAACCAUCUUCUGGGACCCAGCCAAGCGAUCAUUCUCAGGAAGUGGGGGUGGCUUCUUCCAAAACUCGUUGACCUACGAAGGUAGCUCGAGUGUUUUUGGAUUCGAAAAUGGGACCAAGGCCACCAUCCGACACAUUGCAUUUCCAACGGCCAACUUCAGUGGUGUGGAUAGCGGCGAGGCCUUCUUCAGCAAAUUCUGCACGGGGCCGACGCCGACGCCAACAUCCGAAUCUCCGGCCGAGUCAACUUCGGCAGAGCCGAUCCCAACUGCGUUUGGCUAUCCCUACCCGGUUGCCAAAGCUGAGGACAACAGUGUUUCUGGUUAUUUCCUGAAUGGCACCGGCUACCAGGACGUGGCAGUCAUCAGCAGCGCAAGCUUUUUGGCGGCAAAUAUGUCAGAUUUCCAGAACGUUGUCAGUGAAGUCAUUGCCGAGGCUACUGCGCAGAAGAAGAAAUACCUCAUUGUCGACCUCCGGCGAAAUGGCGGCGGCUCCAUCCUUCUUGGCUAUGAUCUCUUCAAGCAGCUAUUUCCUUCGAUUGAACCCUACGGCGCCACGCGUGUCAGGGCGGCUGACUCGUACAACGCCAUGGGUCAAGUUGUGACUGCCAUAGCGGACGAAUAUGACAUUGCGAACAAUGAAACGGCACAGGAAGAAAUCUUUGACAGCUUUCAGUACGGCAUCAUUCGCCACUUCUGGGCCCAGUCGGCUGGCCUUGACGUCAACAACAAGGAGUUCCCUUCCUGGGAGGCCUUCUUUGGGCCCGAUGCAAUCCACGGCGACAACUUCACCAACCUGGUCCGCAACAACUUCAGCGACCCGCUCGAGGUCGGCGAUUUCAGCGUCAGCGGCUACGGCGACAAUAGUGAUGUCCCGUCGCAGCCCUUCAAGGCCGAGAACAUCGUCCUGCUCCAGGACGGCACCUGCGCCUCGACCUGCGCAGUCUUUGCAGAGCUCAUGAAGACACAGGCUGGUGUCAAGUCUAUCGUCAUGGGUGGCCGGCCGCAGAACGGACCCAUGGUGGGUGUCGGCGGAACGAAGGGUGCCGAAGUUCUAACCUGGGGCCAAAUCAUCUACGCGGCCGACUACAUACGCAACCUCGCCGAAACAUUCGAUUCGGAUAGUCUCGACCUUCUUGAGGCGUCGGGCGUCACCGAUCUCGCCGACGCCGAGCAGGUCCUCAACCGGACGGCCGUGGUCGCCGGCGACAGGAAGGGCGCGCUCAACUACCGCAACAACUACCGCAAGGGCGACGACAGCAACACGCCGCUGCAGUUCGUGCCCGAGUACGCCGACUGCCGCAUCUUCUACACGGCGCCCAUGAUGUUCGACCCCGUGUCCGUGUGGACCACCGUGUUCGACACCAUGUGGCGCAAUGGCUCUUGCGUUCCCGGCUCGACCGGACACGUCACGUCUGCUAUUAACGGAACCAACAACGGCAACAGCGGCCCUGGUCAGUUCACCAGCGGCUCUUCCUCCAGCCGCGGAAUGGCUCAGUCUGGUCUUGCCAUGCUCGUCGGCUUCGCCACGAUCAUGAUGCUCAUGUGA
Lasiodiplodia theobromae is the source of this 2229-nucleotide messenger RNA. Its product is annotated as Peptidase S41 family protein. Lineage: Eukaryota; Fungi; Ascomycota; Dothideomycetes; Botryosphaeriales; Botryosphaeriaceae. Bases 1 to 2229 code for a protein of 742 amino acids. The record is from RefSeq and is a predicted model, not a curated record. Gene Ontology annotation, biological process: proteolysis. Gene Ontology annotation, molecular function: serine-type peptidase activity. The transcript is spliced from 3 exons.